UUUCCAAGAUCACGGUUGAGAAGUUUUGUUGUCAGCAACAACCGACGCUGGGAAAAUAACUGAAUUUACAGCUAAAAAUGACCUGAAAUUAAACAUCCAUCGAACGCUAAAUUGAAGUACCACGAAAUUGAGUUGGGGUUUACUGAAAUAACAGAAAUGAGAGGCCGGACCUGACCUGUUGCUUUGAAAAAUCACCUGCGGCGGGAAAUUUAAAAGCAACACUGACAACAAGACCAGGCUGAUUGACGCGUGUCAUCUGUGUAUAUCUCACGAAAUAUAUGCAAUAAUCUUUAUUUUGGCGUCAUGUUCACGGUAAGACUGUUAGAAACGCCCGAAAAUGAUCAAAGCCUUUGACAACUGGGCCUGUACAUUGUUAUUAUCAACUGUAUAAAGACUUGACAUCAGCGAAAACAUCCGAUAUCUCUUAUUGGACUUUCUUAUCGCUGAUGUAAAAGUGGGAAUGGACCCUUGUUGUGUGUCUGCGGUCAGUAAGGCGAGCUUAAACGACUCUACGUCCAGUUCUGAUGCAGCAGAUGUGUUGAUUCAGUCAACCAGAGCUGGUUUGGGUGCCAGCAGAAUGGAAAUACAGCAUAAGAGCCACGAUAAAGUUAAUAUUUACAUCAGGAGACUGUCAGACUCUGAAGAUGUUCGUUCUGUGAAUGAGAGUGAAAUCCCAUCUGUGCAGCGUGCGGAUGUUUCUUCAGCUUUUGAAUCAGCUGAACAACAUCCCAGUGGUCCGUCAAAUCAAUUUGCUGACAUUUUUGGCAAAGCCUCCAGGGAAGAUAAAAAAGUUCAAACUUCAGUCAUGGAGAUAGCAAACUCUAAGUCGAAAGGUGAAGACGUGACAAUUUCUACAUACUCUGCUGAUGGAAGAGGAGCAGUUUCUGCAGCCCUCAGGAAAAGAUCUCAAAGUGUCCCUUUAAGACGUAACGUCACAGUACAAGUGUUGGACCAAGACAGAUCCCAAACUCCAAGAGGCCAGUCAGAAGCUGCUUUUCCAUCAGGAGAUCCCGGGACUUCUGCAAAUGUGGCAGCCAUAACAGCUGCUACUAUCGCCGCCACCGCACCACUUAUCAAGGCUCAGAGUGAGAUGGAGGCUCAGAUCUCUCUGGUAACUGCUGAGCUGAGGAGGCUGCAGCCGGAGAGACCUGAGAACAGUUCUGUUGGGAGAGCAGCCCAUCUGGAGGAACAACUGAACGUUCUGAUGCAGCAGAGACUGCAGCACCUGGAGACCAUCCAAUGUCAGCAGAUCCAGCUGCAGAAUCGCCUUCUGGGGUCGGCUCUGGAUGUCGUAGCGGCUCGGGUGAGCACAGACUCUCAGUCCACCCUGCACGCAGGCUCUGGAAUCACCCAGACAGACGUUCUGCCAGCUCAGAUCUCAGACCGUCACAGCGGCAGACUCUCUGCCACCGAUAAGACCUCUGCUGGAAGGCCAGCGUCUGUCUUAAAGGAUGUGCUCCAAGACAAACAAACAGGUGGCCAUAAAAGCCCCCUGGAGACCCCUGCACCACGUAAAGUCAUUCCUAAACCCACCCACUGGACAUCAUCAACAAACACCAUCAAACCUCAGAGAUCCUGCCUCAGACAUCAAGAAAAUGGCAGACUUCAGGACCAGAGCCCUAAUAACCGGAGGUCUCCCGAGAGAUGUGCCUUGCAGUCUGUCGGGGUAAAGAGGUUCGCCAUGGCAACAGCCGACAACGGCCAACCAGAGAGGUUCAGGAAAAGCCAGACACCACCUAAGGCAACUGUUGCUUUUACUGGAAAUGUACAAACAGAAGAACCAGCUUUCAUGAAGCCACCGAAUGAACAGGAGAACCGGGCACAACAUAUAUCUUCGGCGUCUUCCAGCUCGGCUGUGCAAAGAGCCAAUGAGAUGCUGCAGGAUCUGGGGCGGCUUAAAAAUGAGAUGAGGAGUCUAAUGCAGACUGCUGAUGCGUUUCCUGUGCAGAAUGCCAAGUCGACCCAGAACAGCAGGAGCAGCCAUCUCUCCCCCUCCGCCACGGCCCCGCCUCCUUCCACAACCCCCAUCUCCGUGCCCUCAGAGCCGGUUGAUGCAAUUGCCAUCAGGGCUGCUCCUUCACACAGACCCAGCAUUCUGAAGAGCAUCCAGCCACCCACAUCCAUGUUUGAGGAUGCGGGAAUGGUCCUGAGGCAGGUGAGGCAGAGCAAGAAGGUUCUGGAAGAAAACCUGGAAGCCAUUUUGAGAGCCACAGAUGGAGAGGUGCUUCACACGCAGUUAGAGGCAUUGUCAAAAAACAGAGAUGUCCGUGAAGAGCUGAGGAUAAAGAAGACAGUUGAUGCCUGGAUCAAUACACUCAGCAAGGAGAUUCAGGAUGAGCUGGCGAGGGAGAGCUCUGAGAGGAUUGUGGAGAGGAGCAAUGCUGCAGUCUCUAAAAUGGUGCAGCAGGGCCAGGGGAGCAGGAGCGGACGUGUGGCUGGUCCAAGAGGGGGAGGAAGAGGAAGAGGAAGAGGGGGAGGUGAAACCUCUGCGGCAGACAAGAAAACCUCUCUGAGAGGCUCAGUUAGAGCACAAGCAGAAAACACACUGGCACACAGAAGCACACCUGAGUCGACUCCAAUUGUGCUAAAAACUCAGGAUGAUCAAGAGUAUCUGUCUAGGCUGUAUGGAAAAGCCCUUUAUGAUGGUCAUCGACGAACGCUCAAAAAAAGCCCUUACCUUCGGUUCAACUCCCCUACGCCGAAAUCCAAAACGCAACGACCUAAAAUAGUAGAGACCGUUAAAGGGGUGAAGAUGAAGUCAUCUAAAACCCAAACUAGCCAGUUUGUGGAUGUUGUUCCUGAGCUGCAGUCUUCAGUCUCUGAGCCACGUUUUCUGUUCAGCCCCAGUGAUCCUGCACAACAGCAGCAGCCUGGUUCUCCAGUGCGAGGUUACCUCAUUCCCAUGGCCAUACCUUUAAGUAAGCCCAGAGUGGACAGCCAGGCCACGGUGCCUUCACGGGUCAUCAUUAGUAACAAACCAGCAACCGUAACAACCUCCUUCCCUCCAAUCACUGUUCCUGAACCCAAACUGCCACCUGCUAUUCGGAAACCCAACACCAUCUUACUGGAGGUCCAGUCAAAACCGAAAAAACGGACCCCACAGCUCCAGAUACAGGUCCAGCCUGGUGUGAAUAUAGAGAGUAAUCUGCGCAGCCGGCCAGAUUCCUCUACUCCAGUGAUCCCAGGCGAAACCAUCCUUCCUCCACCUUCACUCCAUGCCGCCGAGGAACCGCGUGCCAGUGAAGAUCGGGAGGAAAAUAUCUUUCCUGGAACCAAUUUCUUGUCCGUAGCUGACAUCAGCCAGGAAACACACGGUGGACUUCCAGACUCUCCUAUAGAGCUCAACGGGCUGCCGUCUCCUCCAGCUGCUCUGUAUCACGGCCCGGCCUUUCCUCCACAGCCUUCCCAGUCCACACCUCUGACCGAGCCCAUCCUGAGCACCAUCCAGCAGAGAGAAACCCUGGAGAACAGGCUGGUGGAUUGGGUGGAGCAACAGCUGAUGGCCAGAAUGAUCACAGGAAUGUUCCCUCAGCCGGUCCAGACUUAUCCAGCCAGCCAAUCAGAGCUGGAGAAUAGUGUGACAUCAGACAUAGUGGAGGCCGCAGGUGGUGGUGGUCUUCAGUUGUUUGUGGACACAGGGGUACCAGUGGACUCUGAGCUCAUAAGACAGUGUGUAAAUGAAGUGCUGGCUGAAACGGUUGCAGUAAUGCUGGGACAGAGAGAGAGACAGAGAGAACCCGCUGCUCCUAUUCAAACACAGGACGCUCAGGAGGAGGUGACUAAGGUACCGACACCGGCACUUACUCCUGAGCCCAGUUCCAAAGAGCCGCCAUCUCCUGUCAGAACCCCCGAUCUCUCCGAACAUCUUUCUGCAGCUCUGUCUCCCAAAGAAAAGCAUCAUGAAUCUACUUCAUCAGGUCCAGAUAGGAUUCCUGUGGGUACUCCGACUACCACACCAAUCCCAUCUCCCACCAGGGUGGCCACACCCUCUCCUCCUCCAGCCAAUCAGAGCCCAGAUCCAGGCAACCUCCAGAAUCACCCAUGGGAAGGAACAGAGCUCCCCCUGGAGGAGGAACAGCCAUCAGCACCAGUUGUGAUGUCAGCAGCCCAAGAGAACAACGAGGAAGAAUCAGUCAUCCAUCCAUCUUCACCUCUCCCCUCCAAACCCAAGACUCCCCCUCCUUCUCUUCCUCCUGUGAGCCAGGAACCUCCGCCCGCUUCCACCCCUGAAUCUUCCUCCUCGUCCUCAGAGAGCAGCUCUAGUUCUAGUGCGACUGUCACUGAGACGGAGACAGCAGCCAGGCACAUCUCAGAGGGAGAGCUGCUGCUCGCUCACGGCCAGAUGGUGGCAGUCAGAGUUCUUGAAGAGGAAGGAGUCCUUCUGCCUAAUUUGCUGACCAGCUUGAACGGUUCCCUGCACGGAGUCCAAGAUAUGGACUAUGAUCCGCCCAGUGAAGGUCAGGUUAUCGGCGCUCCUCGCAUUCCUGCUCAUCAUGAUCCCAUCCUGUCUCUGUUGGCCAGAAUGGAACGUGGACCUGUCAGCCAAUCACAGCAGCCAGAGAAAUGGUGGGAGGAGGAGAGCAGUGGAGAGGUCAGUGAGGGUCAGAGACCACUUCUGACGACGGCUGAAGAGAUUGUGCUGACGGGACACUCACUCUUAGAUCAGCAGAGACACACACAGAACAGAUCCGCAGAGAUCUCACCCCACGCCACACUCACAUCGCCUGGACAAGUGCUCGCCGUCCACACGGGUGCUGUGGUUGAAGACACUGGGCUGUCAGUCAACCUCGGGUCAUCUGAGGAACGGAAGGAAGCUGAGGUUCAUCAUCAUGUGAUGACUGUCUCCUCCCCGCAGGACGCACAAAAUCAUAGCUCCCCGAGAGCACAGGCCGUCCACAGAGCCGCACCAAUCCUGGUGAGACAGUAUGAAGACAAAGAAGAACCAGAGUUGCCCAGGUUGAGGAGACUUUCAGAUGACACCUUUUUUGGGGACAACGCUGAAGGUGAAGACGUUUUUCAGCACGCAGAAGGAGGAGGAAGUGAUGUCAGAGUGAUGUCAGUGAGGCUGCCGUCAGUCAAACAGGAUCAGGAGUCUGUCAGCCUCAGCUCUGUCGAAGGCGAUACGGACUCUUCUGCUAAUGAUGUGUUUUAACAGCGACGACCCUGUGAAAACUCUCCGACAGGAAACUGCUAAGUGCCUGAAAGGAAGGAGAUGUUCUCAGCCUUAAAUUAUUCACAUCACAAAAACCCAUAUUUGGAUGACAGCGCAAGAGAUACAAUGAACUUUUUCUAAUGUCUCUUGCCUCAAUGUUAAAUGAAACCAUAUGUGCUGUUGUUUGCUGUGUGACUGCACUUUUUUAUACAAAUAAAUUUUAAACAAAUUGA
Messenger RNA from Puntigrus tetrazona (Sumatra barb), 5385 nucleotides. Its product is annotated as KIAA0586 ortholog. The record is from RefSeq and is a predicted model, not a curated record. Gene Ontology annotation, biological process: smoothened signaling pathway. Gene Ontology annotation, cellular component: centriole; ciliary basal body. NCBI's taxonomy places the organism in Eukaryota, Metazoa, Chordata, Actinopteri, Cypriniformes, Cyprinidae. The transcript is spliced from 32 exons. The coding region runs from base 461 to 5152 and encodes 1563 amino acids.